Haliotis rufescens (red abalone) is the source of this 1251-nucleotide messenger RNA. RefSeq names its product arylsulfatase I-like. The transcript has 10 exons. The record is from RefSeq and is a predicted model, not a curated record. NCBI's taxonomy places the organism in Eukaryota, Metazoa, Mollusca, Gastropoda, Lepetellida, Haliotidae. Bases 116 to 1003 code for a protein of 295 amino acids.
GGAAGAAGUACAUGCUUCUGUUCCUGUCGUUUCUUAUGUCCUGAAACGCCCCAACAUUGUCUUCAUAGUUGCAGAUGAUUUAGGAUGGAACGAUGUUGGUUUCCGAAACGCAAACAUGAAGACUCCGAACAUUGACAAACUGGCUACAGAGGGGAUCAUCUUUGAGAACGCCUAUGUCCAGCCUUAUUGCAGCCCGUCUCGCACAGCCUUCAUGAGUGGAAUGUUUCCAUUCAAGGUGGGCAUGCAGCACGCAGUUCUGAUCGAUAGUCAGGCCUCAUGUGUGCCUCUCAACUACACCUUCCUGCCACAAGAGUUGAAGAAACUCGGAUACGCCACCCAUAUGGUCGGCAAGUAUGUCCCGCAAGCGCACUAUAAUACAGUUUUUGUAGCGUACGAUAUUGGCUUUCUGAUUUAUACAUUCGCUCAGAAAGCUGUUUACAUCAUCAACCAACACGAAGUCUCCCAGCCCCCGUUUAUGUACCUACCCUAUCAGAAUGUACAUGCUCCUAUUGAGGAAAUAUGUGAAGCAGUUGGGAACGUCACAAAGGCACUUAAGGAGAAGGGGUUGUUUGAAAACACACUCAUUCUGUUUACAACUGAUAAUGGCGGUCCUCUUGGAAAUAAUGCCAACAACUGGCCCCUGAGAGGGGGGAAGCACACAAUCUGGGAGGGAGGCACGAGGGGGACAUCCUUCAUGUAUGGCACCGGGCUGAAGAAAACCAAGACAACCUAUAAUGGAAUGAUUCAUGCUGUAGACUGGAAUCCCACCUUGGUGUCAGCAGCUGGUGGCACUCCUGAGGCGUCAAUCGAUGGUACAACCCACUGGGAAUCUAUCAGGAAUGGCCUUCCGUCGUCAAGAACCGAGUUCAUAUACAAUAUUGACGACUUUGAACCUGCAUUGGAAGGACAUGCUGCAAUAAGGGUUGGUGACUACAAGCUGAUACUGGGCUACCCAGGGGAACUGAUGGCUGGCACAAGCCUAGGAACACUACACGGGGGAUAAAUAUGAGACCACCAUAUAUUAUAAGGGCGAUAGCCCAGUGCAGCUGUACAACAUACGCGGGUGAAGAACAGAAAUAUUUAUGUACUAAUGUAUGGAAUUUAUUUUCUAACAAUUUGUACAAUUUUAAGGAAGAGUCACCCUGCUUUACAUUGAUAGGCAUAAGAAAAGUUUUAUCCAAAAACAUGUCCCCAUCAAUAUACACGCCAUCUCUGCAUAUACACAAGAACGUCACUUUAUAAAUAUUUCCU